Messenger RNA from Didymosphaeria variabile, 1038 nucleotides. It is a transcript of the gene rhp51, whose product is annotated as RecA recombinase Rhp51. The transcript has 3 exons. Bases 1 to 1038 code for a protein of 345 amino acids. Lineage: Eukaryota; Fungi; Ascomycota; Dothideomycetes; Pleosporales; Didymosphaeriaceae. Gene Ontology annotation, biological process: mitotic recombination; mitotic recombination-dependent replication fork processing; DNA strand invasion. Gene Ontology annotation, molecular function: ATP hydrolysis activity; double-stranded DNA binding; single-stranded DNA binding. Gene Ontology annotation, cellular component: condensed nuclear chromosome. The record is from RefSeq and is a predicted model, not a curated record.
AUGAGUAACGAAGAAGAGCAAUAUGACGAGAGCGCAAUGGGUGCACCCGGUGCUCCAACGCCUGUCUCCGCGCUCGAGGGCAUCAAUGGAUUGACUGCACGAGACAUUAAGCUCAUAAUGGAGGGAGGUUACAAUACUGUCGAAGCCAUUGCAUACACACCUAAACGGCAGCUUGAGCAGAUAAAGGGCAUAUCGGAACAGAAAGCAGGCAAACUCCUGCAAGAAGCCGCAAAGCUAGUACCAAUGGGCUUCACCACCGCCACAGAGAUGCACCAGCGUCGAAGCGAACUUAUCUCAAUAACGACCGGAUCGAAACAGCUGGACACCUUGCUCGCAGGUGGCAUUGAAACUGGUUCUAUAACUGAGAUCUUCGGCGAGUUUAGGACUGGAAAGAGUCAGAUAUGUCACACGCUCGCGGUGACCUGCCAGCUGCCGUUUGAUAUGGGCGGUGGCGAGGGCAAGUGCCUGUACAUUGAUACUGAAGGCACGUUCCGUCCGGUUCGUCUACUUGCCGUCGCAAACAGGUACGGUCUGUCCGGAGAGGAGGUGCUGGACAACGUCGCGUAUGCCCGCGCGUACAAUUCUGACCACCAGCUGGAGCUCCUCAAUCAAGCCGCGCAGAUGAUGACUGAGACACGUUUCUCAUUGCUUGUCGUCGACUCUGCCACUUCGCUCUACCGGACAGAUUUCUCUGGUCGUGGAGAGCUCUCAAGCCGUCAGACUCACUUGGCCAAGUUCAUGCGCACGCUGCAACGGCUUGCUGAUGAGUUUGGCAUCGCGGUCGUCAUUACCAACCAGGUCGUGGCCCAAGUGGAUGGAGGACCAAGUGCAAUGUUCAACCCUGAUCCGAAGAAGCCUAUUGGUGGCAACAUCAUCGCUCACGCAAGUACGACACGUCUUAGCUUAAGGAAAGGUCGAGGAGAAACGCGAGUGUGCAAGAUCUACGACAGCCCUUGCCUACCUGAAAGCGACUGUCUGUUUGCCAUCAACGAGGACGGUAUCGGGGACCCCAAAGAGAAGGAUCUCGAGAAUCAUUAG